AUGGAGUCAGAGAAGGCCCUGGUGUUAACCAAUCAGAGCGCAGUGAUGUGGCGCCAGGAUGGCAGUCAUAAACUGACCAGAGGUCAGGUGUUUCCUGAGGACCUGUCCCCAAACGUUGUAGCUGUCUGUGGUGUUGUACUUCCCAGAACAUUUCCCAGACAGUCUGAACGGGUGGACCCAUUGGAUCUGGUUCUAGUGGACUCAACGUGCCAUAAUCUUAGGAGCCUGGCUCUGGCUGUGGCCUCCCAGAACCCUGUGCUCCUAGAGGGUCCAAUUGGAUGUGGCAAAACCGCCUUGGUAGAGUAUAUGGCUGCGAUCACUGGGCACACAACAGCGACACAGUUUCUCAAGGUCCAGCUUGGAGAUCAGACUGACAGCAAGAUGCUGUUAGGAAUGUACCGCUGUACUGAUAUACCAGGGAAGUUUGUGUGGCAGCCAGGAACACUUACACAAGCUGUCUCCAGAGGACAGUGGAUCCUCUUAGAAGACAUCGACCAUGCACCUUUGGAUGUGAUAUCUGUGCUUCUGCCUUUGAUGGAAAACAAAAAGUUGGUGAUUCCAGGACGGGAGGACUGCAUUGACAUCGCUCCUGGAUUUCAGUUCUUUGCAACCAGAAGGAUGUACCACAGUGGUAGCAGCUGGCACACACCUCUGAACACCCGUGCGGCACUGCUGGACAAAUACUGGACUAAACUACACAUACGCAACAUGAGCCGAGGAGAGCUGAAGAAGGUGCUGGACUGCAGCUUCCCGAUGCUCACGGUGGUGUCAGAUCGUCUGCUGGACAUCUACUGCCAGCUGAUCGGGGUCAGACACUCUGAGCUGGACUCGGGUACCCAAGAGAACCCUGAUGUCUGUCCCCAGGAUGAUUCUGAGGACCAGAGCACCCCACUGGAGGGGAGACAUCUGUCCCUGAGGGACCUCCUGAAAUGGUGUGAGAGGAUCAGUGUCAACUUUGAUGGCACAUCGGCAGCCAAAGCGCAGCACGUCUUCCAAGAGGCUCUUGACUGCUUCACAUCCAUGCUGUCCUGCCCUGGAAGUCGACUGCGAAUGUCUCAGAUCAUUGGAAGUAAACUCAACAUCUCCAAAGAGCAGGCCCAGUACUUCUGUCAGAUGUACCAGCCUGCCAUGGCUCUGACAGAACUCCAGGUCUCAGUGGGCAGAGCCAGUCUGGAUCGAAAGCAGUCCGAGUCUGUGCAGCUGGUUGUGGAUAAGCAAACAUUUGCUGCCACUCGACCCUCGGCUGUUCUGCUGGAACAGCUGGCAGUCUGCGUGGCCAAAGGAGAGCCGGUCCUGUUGGUGGGAGAGACCGGAACAGGAAAGACCUCCACUGUUCAACACCUGGCCACAGUGACAGGACACAAGUUGCGGGUCAUAAAUAUGAACCAGCAAAGUGAUACGGCUGACCUUCUUGGAGGGUACAAGCCCGUGGACCACAAGCAGAUAGUGCUGCCUCUCAGGGAGGCCUUCGAGGACCUGUUUUCCAAGACUUACUCCAGAAAGCAGAACCUAACCUUCCUAGGUCACGUGCAGACCUGCUUCAGGGGGAAACGUUGGCAGGAUCUGCUCAGGCUCAUGGACCACGUGUGCAAGUCUGCGCUGGCCAACGAGCUGCGGAAGAAACCAAACGGAACAGUGGGAGAUGAUGGCUUCCAAACUGAGUCAGACUCAGCAGCAGAUCCGAGCCUGUGA
Messenger RNA from Nematolebias whitei (Rio pearlfish), 1692 nucleotides. Its product is annotated as midasin. Bases 1 to 1692 code for a protein of 563 amino acids. Lineage: Eukaryota; Metazoa; Chordata; Actinopteri; Cyprinodontiformes; Rivulidae. The record is from RefSeq and is a predicted model, not a curated record. Gene Ontology annotation, biological process: rRNA processing; ribosomal large subunit assembly. Gene Ontology annotation, cellular component: preribosome, large subunit precursor. The transcript has 13 exons. Gene Ontology annotation, molecular function: ATP binding; ATP hydrolysis activity.